AUGGAUGUUGCAGUGUUCAGAAGCCUCAAAGAAGCAUGGAGGAAAAAAACCCAUCAAUGGAGGAUGGACAAUGUUGUUCAAGGAGGUUCUCAUAUCCUAAAAAAGAAAGAUUUCGCAAAGUUACUGCAAGAAGUGAUACUUCAAAAUAUUACAAAAUCUAUGUUGUCCAAUGGAUUCAAAAAACGUGGAUUGUUCCCGUGGAAUCCGCAAGCUGUUGUGAUACCAGACCAAGGAUUAUCCCAAGAACAAGAACGUAAUUCAACCGUGAUGAAAACGCAAUACCUAAAGCGGGGUUUGGAUUUUCUUAACGACAUGAUGGGAGCAGAAAAAGUAGCUAUUUUUGAGGCAUCUGAAGGUACUUGGAAUGGAGAUCCACUGGAGACUUCUUUAUUUAAAUUGUGGAAGAAAAUAAAAAUAGAGAAACUUUCUUCAGAGGCUGAAGAAAGUUUAAACUGUGUUGAUGGGGAAAAUAUUUCUGACGGGCCGGUCAGAAAUGAUGAUUUCCCACAAGCAACCGAGGCCUCUACUAGGAUUGCUGAUAAUUUAUUAGCACACCUCGAUUCUUCAGAGAUUCUUUCUGAUGGAAGAAAUAUAGAAGAAGCUUCUGUAAUGGAAUUAGAUGUCAUUACUGCCUUGGAUCCAAAUGCUUCGGAUUCAGUUUCAGUAAUAGAGGCAUCUAGCAGUCUAAAUAAAGAGAACGUGGCAGGUCCGUCACACAAGGAAAUACCAAGUCCAUUUAAGAGGCACUUCUUUUAUCCUGCGUUUGAAGAAAACAAGAAAAAAAGGAUAAUGAGAGAAAGAAUGCCAACGAUUGCGUCCGGAGAAUUGUGCCAAAAAUAUUUCGAAACCAAAAAGAAGAAGAAAGUGGAUCUUGAGCAAUUGAAGAUAGAACGAGCCACUGAAAGGCAACGAAAGAAGGAAGAGAAUGAAAGACUAAAGAAAAAUAGGGUUAAAGUGGUGAAAAAUAAACACAUUAAAAGUGUAUCAAAGAUUCUUUCAGAUAGCUCUGACUCGAGUGUCGAUGUUUCUUCUGGAGAUAGUGUGGUUUCAGAAUCCUCGGGAGAUGAAAACUUAAGCAACCUAAACCCUUCUAGAAAACCGUUAUUAAAACAAAUUAAUGAAUAUGUUAUUUUCACAUACAAUAAUAAGUAUUAUCCUGGCAAAAUAAUUAAUGUUACUGAAUAUACUGCAACAAUUUCAUCCAUGAUACAGUGUGGUCGCUUAUGGAAAUGGCCCGAGAGACCUGAUGUUCUUGAAUAUCAAUGGAAAAAUGUGACAUCCCAUAUAAAUGAACCCAAAAAGACCAGUAAAACGCGUAAUGUUUACUCUGUUCCUGAGCUAGAUUUCAUGUGGGAUUAA
This is a messenger RNA of Arctia plantaginis, 1359 nucleotides long. Lineage: Eukaryota; Metazoa; Arthropoda; Insecta; Lepidoptera; Erebidae. The record is from the annotation of a GenBank genome assembly.